Hibiscus syriacus is the source of this 527-nucleotide messenger RNA. RefSeq names its product KH domain-containing protein At1g09660/At1g09670-like. Lineage: Eukaryota; Viridiplantae; Streptophyta; Magnoliopsida; Malvales; Malvaceae. Bases 27 to 392 code for a protein of 121 amino acids. The transcript is spliced from 4 exons. The record is from RefSeq and is a predicted model, not a curated record.
UUCUCAUCAAAAAAGGGUGAGUGUAUAUGAUGGGAGAAAGAAUCUUACCGGGAAGUUUCUUGCAGUACCCACUUUCUGGACUCCAUGCUUCUCCUCACAAGCCUUCUCUUCCUUCAGAUCGUGAAAGGUAUUUAGCUGAAUUAUUGGUUAAGAAACAGAAGUUGGGACCUUUUAUGCAAAUUCUGCCACUAUGCACCCGGCUUCUUAAUCAAGAGAUUAAAAGGGUUUCAGGUCUUAAUCCCGGUUUUGCUGAUCAUGAUAGAUUUGAGCAUGAUACUCCUUUAAGGUCGUUGGUUCAACAUCCUAAUGGGAGACAGAUGGAUAUGGAGGGAUGGUCUGCAAUGCAAACAGCGGUAAUUCUGUUUAAUGUUUAUAUGCCCAUUUGUUCUUAAGAUCAAUGAUUUUCUUCCAAUUAAUGUUAAAUCAAAGGAAAAUGGAAAGUUCUUUUAUUGAAAAUUUAUUGCUUCAGGAAAACGGGCUUAUACAACGAGUUGCUUCAAUUCAAGAUGCAUCGAUGGGUUGGCUUG